UGGGGGGGGAGUAAGAUGGCCGCUAUGAAAAUUUUAACCAGCGCGGGGCUCUUCUUGGCGUUCUGCGCGCUGGGGCUGCUCGCCAUGGCGAUCUGCACCGACUACUGGUACGAGACCGACGCGAGGAGGCACCGGGAGAGGUGCAAGAACUACGCCAACAAGCGGAACGACCCCGGGUACAUCUACAUCUCCAACCACAACCUCCCGCUCCAGAUGCCUCCUCCGAACAGCGUGGCGAGGACGGGCAGCGGCCCCGGCGCGCUCGCCAGGGGCAAACGCCACUUUCUGACCGGCGCGUCGGCCAUGGAGACCCACUGCAGCCGCCAGUUCAACUCCACCAUAUCGGGGCUCUGGAGGAAGUGUCACCGGGAGGGGUUCGACCUGGAGACCGAGGAUCUUAUUUACAAAGGAUUAAUUCAGAGAUGCACCCCAGUGAAGUACCACUACUCUUCCUCCAUCCUCCCAAGAAAUUUACCCAUCAACAUUACCAAGACCAUACGACAGGAUGAGUGGCAUGCGCUCCAUCUGCGGAGAAUGACGGCCGGCUUUGUGGGCAUGGCUGUGUCCAUUAUUCUGUUUGGCUGGAUUAUUGGAGUGCUGGGAUGUUGUCAGCAGCAUGACCUCAUGCAGUAUGUAGCUGGACUACUCUUCCUCAUGGGAGGAACAUGCUGCAUCAUCUCCCUGUGCACCUGCGUGGCAGGAAUCAACUUUGAGCUGUCGCGCUACCCCCGCUACAUGUACGGUCUGCCAGAAGACAUUAGCCAUGGCUAUGGCUGGUCCAUGUUCUGUGCCUGGGGGGGGCUCGGCCUCACCUUGCUGGCCGGCUUCCUCUGCACCUUGGCCCCCUCCCUGAGCACGCCCGCUCGCACGACGACCCACAAGCCGAGGCAGGAGAACGGCACCGUCUGAUGGGGCCCGGGCGUCAUCCAGUGACUGAUCCAUGGAAGAGAAGGAAAAAAAAAGAAAAAAGGAAAAAAAAAAGGAAAAAAAAAAGAAGAAGCACAAACCACACCCUCUCCAGCUUGUCUGUUUAACCGUUCAAAACAAUCUGCGUCUCGUCCACCGUCUCACGCCGCCAUCGCCGUCCCACAAGUGUUCAGUGUGUCCGAGCUGUGCCAGAAGGAGCCGAGCGACGGACGGACUUCACCGCACCUGCUCCCCGAGGUCCUCGCGGGAGCUUCCCCCUUUUCCGGGAACACUAAGAAUAACACAUCAUAACACAGCGUCGCUCUCAGAGCAAGGAGAAGGACGAGAAAAAGACGUUUUCUUUCUUCAGACUUGGGACUUCACACGUCAACUUAGAGGCGGCCUGAGGGCGACCUUUUCUCCUAAAGAGGAUGUCUUAAAAUGGUGCUCUCUCUAAUGCUUAUACCACAUCCCACACUCAACAUCCCUCUCUCUCUCUCUCCCUCUCGCUCUCCCUCUGUUCCUC
Molecule: messenger RNA, 1432 nt
Organism: Lampris incognitus (smalleye Pacific opah)
Lineage: Eukaryota; Metazoa; Chordata; Actinopteri; Lampriformes; Lampridae
Gene: tmem276b
Product: transmembrane protein 276b
Exons: 4
Coding region: 16-909 (297 amino acids)
Cellular component (GO): membrane
Source: RefSeq, a predicted model, not a curated record